Molecule: messenger RNA, 2116 nt
Organism: Astyanax mexicanus (Mexican tetra)
Lineage: Eukaryota; Metazoa; Chordata; Actinopteri; Characiformes; Acestrorhamphidae
Product: piggyBac transposable element-derived protein 2-like
Exons: 2
Coding region: 248-1699 (483 amino acids)
Source: RefSeq, a predicted model, not a curated record
GGGAUCGCAAAGUGACGGACUUAUUUCCUGUUUACGCAAGAGGAUCACUCUGCUACUCCUAGCUAUCGGUAGGAGGCAGGAAAUUUGGAUCCUGAGGUGUUUAUAAGAUGGUGAUGGGAGCAGCAGUGAGGAGAAGAUUGUCACCACCAGUGGCCAAGCAGCAAGACAGAAGAAAAAGAGACCAAACAAAGAAAAAGUGGCGUGGAAGACUGUGAAACAGACUCAGAACUCUGCAAAAAAUGUGCCUAUGUGGCAAGGUGCUCUCCCAGACAAUGACUCAAUCAGACUGCCUGUUGAAUAUUUCAGACAGUUUUUUGAUACUGAACUCUUAACUCUAAUUGUGAAUCAGAGCAAUCUGUACAGCACACAAGAAAAUCCAAACCAUGCCUUAAAAUUAGACCAGAAGGAACUGGAGCAGUUUAUUGGAACUGUUUUAUACAUGAGUGUUAUCCGCUUGCCUCGCUCUAGAAUCUACUGGUCUAAUGCAUGCCGUGUUGACCAGGUGGCUGAUGUGAUGCCCCGUGACAGGUGGGAAGAAAUUAAGCAAUGCAUUCAUUUCACUGACAACACGGCACCCAACAACAGUGACAGGCUGUUCAAAAUUAGGCCAUUAAUUGAUUCCCUGCUCCCCAAAUUCCAAGCUCUACCUCAAGAACAGAUGAUGUCUAUUGAUGAACAAAUGGUGCCAUUCAAAGGCAGAUCUGUUCUAAAACAGUACAUCCCGAAAAAGCCAUACAAAUGGGGCUACAAAAUCUUUGUUUUGUGUGACACAAAAGGCCUGGUACACUCAUUUGAUGUUUAUGCAGGGAAAUCUGAUCCUCCACCGGGUUCACAAGACAUUGGGGCAAGCGGGAAUGUUGUGCUAAAACUUGCACAAGUUAUUGAAGGCUCUGUCAACCACCUGCUGUACUUUGAUAACUGGUUUUCCUCGCUCAAUUUGUUUGUAGCUCUUGCAAAGAGAGGGAUACCAGCCCUCGGCACUGUUCGGCAAAAUCGCCUGCAAGACUGCAGUUUCAGCAAAGACGACACCCUCAAAAAGAAGGGAAGAGGGACAUUUGAGGAGCAACAGGCUGUUAUUGACAGUGUGGAGGUUAGGGCUGUCAAAUGGUUUGACAACAGAGGGGUGAUUGUUGCCAGCACCUUUGCAAGUGCCCAGCCUGUGUCCUUCACAGAGAGGUGGGACAGAAAGCAAAAGAGGAAAGUGUCUGUGCAAUGUCCUAGCAUCAUCACCCUCUAUAAUAAGUUCAUGGGUGGUGUUGAUGCACUUGAUGCCCUCAUCGCCUACUACCGCAUCCACAUCAGGUCUAAGAAGUACUACCACCGAUUCUUCUUUCACUUUGUGGACAUGGUGGUUGUCAACUGCUGGCUGCUCUAUCGCCGUGAUUGUGACAGUCUGAAUGUUCCACGGAAGAAGCAGAAGGACUUGCUGGCUUUCAGGCUUUCCACUGCACAGGCCCUCUGCAUGCAAGGCAAAGAUCUGACGGCCAAAAAGAGGGGGCGGCCGUCAUCGGACAUGGAGCGAGAGUUCCAGAAGAAGCAGCGCAGGGGACCAACUAAGGCUAUUCCCACACAAGAUGUCCGUGCUGAUGGAGUGGGUCACUGGCCGCAAAUUGACAGUGUGCGGCAACGCUGCAAAUUUCCAAAUGCACGGGCCACACAAGCACUAAGUGCAAAAAAUGUGACGUUCACUUGUGCCUAACUAAGACCAAAAACUGCUUCUGUGCAUUCCACGAAUAAGGAAGACAAAGACAUUGUUUGUUUACAUUGUUGUGCCUGUGUGUGUGUGUGGGUGUAUGGGUGUGUGUGGGUGUAUGGGUGUCAGCCCCUGUUCCAUAAAGUUAAAAAGUUAAGUAACUUUAUGAGUCAACAUUGUUAUUGUUGCAUUGUUUGUGAAGUUUUUCUGUGCAUUUCCAAUCAUUCUUUUAGGUUCAGCAACAUACUGUACAUUUCAAAACUUAAUUUACAAUUCAAAUGAAUCUAGAAUUCAAAUUAAUGAAAUGUUUCCUGUAAUAUUUGUGUAUAUUGUGUUGGUGACAGUAAUUGGUGUUGGUGGUAAUAUUUAUUAUUGAAUGCCUGCUGUUGGGUGCAUAAAUAAAACAUUGAUUUUUCACUGUUA